Molecule: messenger RNA, 3416 nt
Organism: Nematostella vectensis (starlet sea anemone)
Lineage: Eukaryota; Metazoa; Cnidaria; Anthozoa; Actiniaria; Edwardsiidae
Exons: 6
Coding region: 410-2446 (678 amino acids)
Source: RefSeq, a predicted model, not a curated record
CCGUUUCUAAAAUCUGAUCCAAAGAAUUUUAUUUUUGUGGUUUGAUAUUUGAUAACAACCCUCUUCGAAUCGAAUCUUUUUAUACGACACUGCGGCGCCAGUCAAGUACUACUGUAUUUGUAAAUGUUAUUGUUUAAAGAUAAAGAAAAAAACGCGGGAAAAGCCAUGUGACGACUAUCUCGGCCAUGGGAGCUUGGGCACUGAUCCGUGACGUAACGGCUGGCACAAAACACAGCCGAGUAAGUGAGUGGGAGAGAAUUUUUUUGAUCGCGGUAAGCAAUCUGCACUUUACCCGGCUCGUAUUCCUACUACAACGCCAAAACAAACUGCGUAUAAUAGCACUGAAGGGUAGAUAUAUAAAAUGGCCUCCUCAAACUUCCAGAGAAGGCACUGUCUAUGUUUCUAAGGAAUGGUUCAUGGCAUUAUUCAGGAUAGCUGUAUUUCAGAUGUCAACAGUUUCCCGAGCAAGCACUUUCCACUUCCUGUGAGUUCACAGAGCGACUCACAGAGUGGUUCUGGUGUCAUAAUGGCUGCAAGCUCUCCUAAAGAUACUGGCUUGUCUGGGCAGUUUUCUGAGUGCAAUGAUAGCCCACGGGAGGUUGACUUUUUGUCUGAGGAGCACAUUGAGGAACUGUUGGAUAUCAUUGAUAGUCUUCGUGGCAAGACAGAGCACCUGCAAAUACACUGUGAAAAAUUAGCACUGGAGAAAGCUGGGCUGGAAGAUAAAUUGAUUGCAAAGGAGAGAGAAGAGCAGAAAAGAAUAAGUGAUUAUGAAAGAACAAUAAGUGAACUAAGGGAAUUGAAUACAAAGCUGGCUGCCAAGCAAGAUGAAGAAAAGAGCAAUAAGGUUCCCGUUUGGGUAAAGACAGCAGUCGAUGCAGAGCAUGCUUUGAGGGAGAAAGCUGAAGCCGAAGACAAAGCGAGGUCCCUUGAGAUAAAAUUAAUGGAAAAAGACAAGCUUAUAUCUAACUUGGAAUGGCAGCUAAUGGAUGUUGAGUCAACAGUGGUUUCCUUACAAGGGGAGCGGGACAGACUUGCUGUUGAACUAGAUUGUAUGCUAGCUCGUGAGCAAGAUCACUUUGAGACAUACGGGAUGGCAAGCGUUGAUAGAGGUGUAUUCUCGGAUGUAGAUGAUGAAGAUAUUGAAGAGCCUUGCCAAAAGUCUGAAAAGCAUCCUCGCCGGCACCUUAGUGAUUUGUCACGUCAUGGUGACUCUAAAGUAGAUGAUCUAUCAUCUUUAGUUCAACAUAAAUCCAAAUCAAAUGCUUCGUCUGAUAUGGACAUGUUUGCCACUGCAGAAUUCGGGCUUGGCGGUCUUAAAAGAACUACUAAUUUCAAUAACAUUAACGACGUUGAUGAAACUGUUGAUUUUCAUGAAGAGCGACACACAAGCUUUGCAAACUCUAAUAUAACAGACUUAUCGGCAUCAUUCCCUGUACCAAAGAAGCCUUUAGUUUCAUCCAGUUGGCAGAGCUUUGGGAGUGACUCUGAGUGUGAUUGGAGGGAAGGCAGUCUUAGGUCCGAUAGAGCAUGUGGUGUCACUGAACAAGCUGUUUCCAUGCUUCAGCUGUCUACCGCAGAGGAGGCAUUUGAGGAUGCUUUGGAUACUGAUUGGACGUUGGACGGAAGGAAGGCGGGAAAUCAGGGUGCAUCAUGUCGCAGCUCCUCCUCUGCAUAUUUUAGUGAUUCUGCCCCUGAGAUUUCCCAGGACUUGUUCAGUUUUACCCCAGAUAGCAUAAUCAAUGUCUCAACUGGUGAGGUGCUCCACUCUCCUUCCCCAGCUUCUCCAGAAAGCAUUCGCAAAGCAUUUGAAGCAGAAAAUGCCAAAGAUGGGAAUGCUGAUGAUUGGGGCGAAGUCAAAACACCAACAAACCAAUUACCAGAAUCUGAACUUAAAAGCGAGCUUGGUAGACUUCAAGAUACAGAUCCAAUAGACACAGCACGGCCUGUAAAACUUCCUUCAUCGCAGGUGGACAUGAAGUCUUCCGACAAUUUGAUGUCACACGAUGUACAAUUUUUUACUCCCUCUACAUUCCCUGAUGAUAAAAAUUCAUCAAAGCAAGAACUAUUAAAAGAAACUGCAGUUUCUGUGAGUUUGCAAACGCAUUUAGCGCCUGUUGUUCCUGUUACACCACAGUCUGAUACAAGGGCCGUAGAACUAUUGACUCCACAGCAGGAAAUGACGUCACCAGAUAUGACAUCAAAUUGGCUACCGCCUUCCACAACUCUGGAGCGAACCAUCUCCAUGCGUAGUGACAGUGUCGUUGAUACGUUUAACAGAGAUGCUGUCAAUCAUCAGCGCAUGGGCAGUAUGCCCAUCGUAAAGUCUGCUGACCAGAAGAAUGGUACUACGGGUGCAAAUCCAAAGCUUGAUGCGUACCAGCGAUGGAAAUUGAGCGGAAGAGUGGGUCAGCCCCCAGCCAAGCUGAAGAUCUCCCAGUGCUGACAUUUUGGCGUUAUCCCAAACAAUUUACCAUGAUAGUAUUUGUGCGUUUUUCACUAUUCUGUGAACCCUCUCAGGCGAUUUCCAAUAGCUCGUUUCUGGCUUCCGGCAUUUAUAAUCCUUCAAGCGUUUUCAUUGGUCAACACUGAAAUGGUUUCUGUAAUUAUCUCUCCUCUUGCCACCCCUCCGCAAGGUGCUGACCAAUCAAAAUCGUCAAAUGCAGCCCCAUUGUUUGAAUUACAGAAGCCAGAAAGCGGUUUAGUAGUUGGAAAUGAUUGACAAGAGUUCGGAGAAUCUUGAAAGUCGUAAGUAAUAUACGAGUCGUCUGUUAUAAAUAGAGAGACACCCGCAAGAAAAUCUUCGCUCAAGGUAUCUUAGUCGCGAGGCCGCAAAGAAGACUGGUAGCAGGAAACACAGAACGUACUGCAGUAUGAAGCAAGGGCAUGUGGAUAUCACAUGCUAGGGAAGCCAGAGGUCUUCGCAGGCGCUCCCCAAAAUGGGGGCCAAAUUCAGAAAUCGCUGGAGCCUCGACAUGUACCAGGAACUUAUUAAAAUGGGUUUAGGGGGAAACUGAAUGAAGAAAUAUGCAUCAUUUGAUAUAAUGAGAGCUAAAGGCCAUCCAUCAAUACCCGUCCACAGGAGUCUGGGCUCGACUCGUGCUCGGGUCUGACCAUUCUCGUUCCGUGAGUCUUCUGGGUAAAUUUCCAAACCCAGUCUAGUUUCCAUUGUCGGGUAAUGCGUGAUGUCGUCGGGAAUAUACAGAAUAAUAUAAACAUUUCUGAGUAGUAACUUUAAGUGAUGGAGGUUGAUAUUUUUGUGGAUUGGCCAUGAAAAGAUGGUAUUUGCGAUUGCACAUUUAUCCAUAAUUUAUUAUUCCCUAAAGCUCUCAUAUGUGGUAUUGGCUUAUAAAAGAUGAAUAGAUUCGCACUACUAAAGAUAGGAAAUUCUCGAUAUUAAAGCAUCAAAAUGCUUA